Capsella rubella is the source of this 567-nucleotide messenger RNA. RefSeq names its product early nodulin-75. NCBI's taxonomy places the organism in Eukaryota, Viridiplantae, Streptophyta, Magnoliopsida, Brassicales, Brassicaceae. The transcript has a single exon. Bases 1 to 567 code for a protein of 188 amino acids. The record is from RefSeq and is a predicted model, not a curated record.
AUGUCGGUUACGUUGAUACACCGUUACCUCGUCCGAGACUACUUUGCUGUUCCGUUUGUUACACCACAGGGCAUAGGUUACCACCACUUUUGUCGUAACUCCUUCUUACAUGUUCCGCAAAGAGUUGUUCCUCUCUUGGGCUUGAAGAAACGUUCACAAAAACCUUACUUCAAACCUUCUACUACUACUACUGAAAAGCCACAAUCUAACCCUAAUCCUGUUCAUGAGAAGCCUGUUCAUGAUGAGAAGCCUGUUCAUGAUGAGAAGCUUGUUCAUGAUGAGAAGCCUGUUCAUGAUGAGAAGCCUGUUCAUGAGAAGCCUGUUCAUGAUGACAAGCCUGUUCAUCAAGCUAAAGCACCACCACCGACUCAUCAAGAAGCACCACCGACGACUCAUCAAGAUGCACCACCGACUCAUCAAGAAGCACCACCGACGACUCAAGAAGCAGAGUUUUUUGCUGGUUCGGUCACGAUGGGUGCUGCUCCUUCCCCAAGACAUGUACCGAUUCCGAUGUUUUAUUUAAGAGAGAAGAUCAAAGAUUCCUCGAAGCUAACCAACAAGACUUGA